Haliaeetus leucocephalus (bald eagle) is the source of this 1709-nucleotide messenger RNA. RefSeq names its product HAUS augmin-like complex, subunit 8 (gene HAUS8). Gene Ontology annotation, cellular component: centrosome; cytoplasm; nuclear microtubule. The transcript has 11 exons. Bases 13 to 1089 code for a protein of 358 amino acids. Gene Ontology annotation, molecular function: microtubule binding. The record is from RefSeq and is a predicted model, not a curated record. Gene Ontology annotation, biological process: centrosome cycle; spindle assembly. Lineage: Eukaryota; Metazoa; Chordata; Aves; Accipitriformes; Accipitridae.
GGUUCGAACGGGAUGGCGGCUGAGGCGGAGGAAGGGAUGUCCAGGCUGGCGAGCGACUCUAGUACUAUGGUGGCGGGUGGAGAAGUGUCUACGAAUAAGCGGAAAGGAGGAAGAAUCGUCAAGUCUCGCUACUUGCAGUACGACAAGAAAGACGCCAAGAAGGAUGCUUCAGCAAAUUCCUUUUUAUCACCUGCUGCUAAACCAUCUUCUGCAACUAAACCAAGAUCAGUUCUUCAGAAAUGUAAAACUUCUGCUGAUGUUCUCCCUAGCUCAUUAAAUCAGAGUAGUUUUGAGAAAGGUGAUUUGCAGUCCACUUUAUUGGAUGAAGGUAAAAUUAGUCGACCGGACCUUGAUCUUUCAGCUAUUAAUGAUACAGCUGUCCGCAAAAAGACUCCUGGUUCAAAAUCUGCUUCCAAAGAAGGUACAGGGACAUGUCAAAAAACCAAACAAGUGGGAAAUGAUUCUGAUGCUCUGAUGGAAGAGCUGGAAUCUCAGACACUGCUUUUAACUUACCUAAGAGUAAAGGCAGAAAAAAAUCUUGCCGAGCUGGAGAAAAAAGCAGAAAAAAACUUGUUAAUGUUGUGUGAAGAAAAGGAGAGACAACAGGAGAAGCUCUAUGAGUUGAAGCGUGAAAUUCUACUCAAAGAGAGAGAGCAGAAACUUGAUGAUGCAUUAGACAAGCAGAUAGAAGUACUUUCUUCCCUUGUUCCAGUUUGUGGACAGUUUAAAGACCAAUAUAAAAGCUUUGCAGCUUCCCUGGAUGCCACUAGACAUGAAUUACCCAUAAAGAAUAUUCACAUAGAAGGAGAUAUGCUAACAUACCUUGAUGAACUGCAAAAGCAAUUAACUAUCACACAGGAACUUCUGACAGAAGUUAUGCCAAGCUACUCAGAAGAAAGUGCAAAAGCAUUUAGUGUGCUGAAAGACCUUAAAGGAGUUUCUCAGCAACUGGAUAAAGAGCUUCAAAGGAGCUUCACAGAAGUGCAGAACCUGUCAUUUGCAGUUACUAAAGAAGUUUCUCUGCAUAACCAAAGAAUAUGCGAAGAGAAAAAUGGACUAGAUGUUGUGAAACACUGGUACUUCAACUAAGUUUGUGUAUUGUUUUACUAACGAGUGGGUUCUAAAUCAAUGCCAGCAUACUUCCUGUGUGAACAUAUAACUUAUCCAAAUUUUCAGUUAUACCAGAAUAUGAAACCAGCAGCAUAUAUGCUUACUAAUGUAAGAAAUGGAGUUUUCUUCUGCAUGUCCCAUAAGGAGACAUCUUUUUUUUAAUAUGAAUUUCUGUGACACCAUUUUCAUCACCUUCUGCCUUGACAAUACUGAAAGGUAAAUAAUUAAUGUUAUUCUUAGCAAAUAUGACCUAUGUAUUGUUAAACUUCUUGUUCUACUUCCUUGGAACUGGCUUCAAGUACACUGUUUUGCAUCUCUUUCCGAAGUAGUGUUCCUUAGAGAGCAGCAUAUCAGAAUAUAGAUGUGGAAUUGUGUAUGUGGUACUGUAUAUUUGCUGAUCUCAUCAGGAGGAUCUGUAGGAAUGUACAGCAUGAUCAUUGGUGGCCCAGUGAAGAACUUCUGGAGAAACUCUUAAUUGUCCCUUAUUUCUGGAUUUGUUGAGAGGAAAAGCUACCAAGGUAGCAAAUAAUGAGGCUGAUGCUUGGAAGGAGCCUGGUUACUUCUAACAAGUGAAAAGUUUUGGUAACUUGUUGCCUAAU